This is a messenger RNA of Gopherus flavomarginatus (Mexican gopher tortoise), 879 nucleotides long. Its product is annotated as tRNA (guanine-N(7)-)-methyltransferase-like. Gene Ontology annotation, biological process: tRNA methylation; RNA (guanine-N7)-methylation. Gene Ontology annotation, molecular function: tRNA (guanine(46)-N7)-methyltransferase activity. Gene Ontology annotation, cellular component: tRNA methyltransferase complex. The record is from RefSeq and is a predicted model, not a curated record. Lineage: Eukaryota; Metazoa; Chordata; Testudines; Testudinidae.
GGCACGGGGUCCCGGGGGAGCCAUGGCGAGGGACCCGCCCCAGAAGCGCUUCUACCGGCAGUGGGCUCACUCCAACCCCCUGGCGGACCACACAUUGCGCUAUCCCACAAAACCCGAGGAAAUGAACUGGGCUGAGCACUACCCUGAGUUCUUCGCCCCGUUGACCAGAGAUGACUGUCACGAUGACCCGAAGGACUCUGAGGAGAGAGCGAAGCCUGUGGCACAAGUCGAAUUCACUGAUAUUGGCUGCGGUUAUGGGGGCUUGUUGGUCGAGUUGUCACCCCUCUUCCCCAACACCUUAAUGCUGGGCUUGGAGAUCCGAGUGAAGGUCUCGGAUUACGUCCGCGACCGGAUCCAGUCUCUGAGAGCAUCCCAUCCCGGGCAGUACCAGAACAUCGCCUGUAUCCGCAGCAAUGCCAUGAAGCACCUGCCCAACUUCUUUCACAAGGGGCAGCUGGCCAAGAUGUUCUUCCUUUUCCCGGACUCGCACUUCAAGAAGACCAAGCACAAGUGGCAGAUCAUCAGCUCUACGCUGCUGGCUGAAUACGCCUAUGUCCUGCGCAUUGGGGGCCUGGUGUAUACCAUAACCGACGUGGAAGAGGUGCAUGAGUGGAUGGUCGGGCACUUCAGAGGGCACCCGCUCUUCGUCCAGGUGCCCUUGGAGGACUUGGGCAGCGACCCUAUCGUGAGGCGCCUGGGGACCUCCACCAAGGAGGGAAAGAAAGUCCAGCAGAACAGCGGCAAGAUCCCUGCUGUCUUCCAGCACAUCGAAGCCGAAGCCCUGCAGGGGGCAUUGGGCACAGAGCCGUGCCAGGGGGCUCCAGACACGUGACUGUGGACUCAAGAGAUGGAUCAUCAUGGACCGCUUCCUGCAGCUGU